This is a messenger RNA of Vanessa atalanta (red admiral), 537 nucleotides long. RefSeq lists its product as uncharacterized. NCBI's taxonomy places the organism in Eukaryota, Metazoa, Arthropoda, Insecta, Lepidoptera, Nymphalidae. The record is from RefSeq and is a predicted model, not a curated record. The transcript is spliced from 2 exons. The coding region runs from base 175 to 480 and encodes 101 amino acids.
GUGUCAUAGCAAUGAUUAGCAAAAUAACAUCAUACGUAAUUAAAUCAACUGACUCAUGCAUGUAGGUAUAUUAAGGAAAACAGUUAUAUUGACCUCACAGAAAGGCAAGCUCAUUUCGUAUUUGUUCACGUAUAAAGUGCUCUUUGAUUUUGUGUGAACUAAGACCGUUUAACAAUGGGUUUAAAGGGAAUUUAUUUUGUCCUAAUUACCCUUUCUAUUUAUUUAAUACAACAUACUGAUGCGUUUCCAAGAGACAGCAGUGUGACGAAAACAGAAACCUUGUUGGAAUCACACGAAACAGCGUCGUCUCCGGUGAAAGGCAGCCCGGUACAAGUCCUUAGUGAAUCAGAUGUCAAAAUACCAGGCCGUGUGAGCUGUCCCUACGAGGAGGCGACCGAAUAUGCUAUAUGUCAAGAACAUUGUCUACCGAAGGGUUAUUCAUAUGGCAUUUGUGUCAGUGAAACGUGUAGUUGCAUCUAGAUAAUUCGUACACAUUUCUAAGAAAAAUGGAUUAAUAAAGUAAACAGUUUCGUAAAA